Messenger RNA from Thamnophis sirtalis, 2186 nucleotides. The record is from RefSeq and is a predicted model, not a curated record. Lineage: Eukaryota; Metazoa; Chordata; Lepidosauria; Squamata; Natricidae.
GGGGGAACGAUUCGCCUUCGGCCACCACUACUUCCGCCCGCACGAAACCCACCACUCGCCCUCCCGCAAGUUCUAUCACAACGAGCUCUUCCGGGUGCCGCUGUACGAGAUCAUCCCGCUGGAGGCGGUGGUGGGGACCUGCUGCGUGCUGGAUCUCUACACUUACUGCAAAGGGAGGCCCAAAGGGGCGAAGGAGCCGGACGUUUACAUCUGCGAUUAUCGGCUGGACAAGUCGGCCCACCUCUUCUACAAAAUCCACCGCAACCGCUAUCCGAUUUGCACCAAAUCCUACGCCUUCGACCACUUCCCCAAGCGGCUGGCCCCGAAAAGAGACUUCUCGCCUCAUUACGUACCGGACAACUACAAGAGGAACGGAGGCAGGUCAUCUUGGAAGUCCGACCGCUCCAAGUCCCAAAAUAAGGACCUCCCCCAGGAGGAGGAGCCUCUCGCACUUCCCGAAGAGGCCAUCGCCAACCCCGAGCCCCCUCCGGGAGAGCCCCCAGCCCACCCGGAGGAGCCCGAAAAGGAGGCCCCUCCCCUGGAGACCGUCGAGCUGGAUAAGAAGACCGAGGAGGGCAGCCCUGAGCCCAGGGAACCCUGCAGCCCGGAAGAACGCCGUCACCUGCAGCGGGAGAGGCUGAACCAAAUACUCCUCGCCCUCUUAGAGAGGAUCCCAGGGAAAAACGCCAUCGACGUCACCUACCUGUUGGAGGAAGGCUCCGGAAGGAAAUUGCGACGUCGCACCCUCCUCCUCCCGGAGACCAGCUGCAGGAAGUGAACCCCGCAUCGUGUUUUUCUCCUCCCCCACUCCCUCCAACGCACCGCUCGCCCCCUUCUUCGCCGCCCCCCCCUCCCUCGCAGCCAAGGGUGCGGCGUUAAAAAAGACUGACAGCCGGGCCUGGGUUUUUUGGGACCCUCCGCCAUCCUGCGUCUCUCGGAGGGAGCCACGGUGGUCCGGCCGAGCCGAAGGAAACUGACGAAACGGUUCUGUAGCACUUAGUCCCUGCACUUGGGCAGGCAAGCCCCCUCCCACCCACUCACACACACACACACCCUACCCACCCACCCUGUUCCAUUUCGCAGGAGCGUCCAGCGUUCAGCACCGGGGAGGGGAAGGGGGAGCCAGCCACGCCUUCUCGGUUCUCUUAAGGUACUAAGGAAAAAGGCCCUCUCCUCCGGGGAGAGGGACGCUCAACCGUUUUAAUUUAUUAUUUUUUGUCCCCCCUGCCCCAUCCCACGGUCCAGAGGGAGGAAAACGAGGCCUCGCCUAGAAAAGAAGGCGGGGGGGUGGGAGAGGUGUUUGCUGCCCUCCCGGAGCACCUCGUCGGGUCUGCCCUUUCCUAAAUCCAGGAAAUUAUCCGGGCACCGCGUGGCCCCAGGGGUCCCCUAAAGCAUUUUGCAAAUAUAUAUAUUUGCAUAUAUAUAUAUAUAUAUGUAUUAAAAAAAAAAACCUGUCUCUGACAGGCCCCCCCGGAGCAAGACGGGGGAAGAAUUUUCCUGCCGGACACAUUUUUGCACAUCCGGGAGGUGUCGCAUUCCUACGGAUUGCCCCCCCCCCCCUUCUCCACCCGGAGAACCACGGUUGGGUUUUUGGAAGCACUUGGGUUCCACGUCGUGCGUCCCAAGACAGGGCGGGACUUCAGGCAGGGGGACGCUGCGCUUAAUUUUAAUUUUAAAUUCUUUCCCCCCCCCCCUCCUCCUGCAGAGUAUUUUUUUUUUUUAAAAAAAGGGUUCCUAGGUAAGAAAAGAAGCACCCCCGUUUUCUCCUGUCUUUCUCUCUCUCGUUUUUUUCCUUUCCUCUUCCUUCUUUCUCCCCUUCCUUUUCCCCCCUUUUUUUUAUAAAAAAAAAAUCACCGUUUCCUCUCCUUUUCCCCCUUUUCGUACUCAGCUGUCGUUCUCUCGUUGCGUCCCGCGUAAAGGAAAAAAAAAAGUCGAGAAGGAGGGAGGGUGGGAAAACCCAGAUAAAAUUUCCCACGCCCCGAACGAUACGGGAAGGAAGGAAGGGGGGGGGGAAUAUACCCUUUUCACUACACGAACCGUGGGAACAGUAUUUCCGAGCGAGCGUCCAUCGCGAUGCUUGUCGAGACGACGUAAGCCGCCAAUGACACUACUAUUUGCGGGGGUUUUUUUCUCUCUCUCUUUUUUUUUUAAAAAAAUCCUUUUUGAUUUUUCUUCUUCCCCCCUUU